GAAACGGGUGUGAUGCUGCACCAUGUUGUGUCUGAAGCAGAUAUGAGGGGGAGUGUGCUACAUCUUUCUUCCCGUUUGCAGUGAGGUCAAAUUGAAUUGAGUUCGUUUAAAAUUGCAUAGAUUGAGGACGAUCAGAAGAGCGGAGCACGGUGAGCUUUCCGUCAUGGACAUCAACUGCAAUAUGUCGACCCUGGAGAGUCAGACGCAGAUCGAGUCCGGCCUCUACCACCUGAUCGAGAUGGUCAUCAUGUGUGUGAGCUGCAGCUUGAACACCAUGCUCAGUCUUCCCUUGGUCUGGGUCAUCACCCGCUCGCCAUCCCUCCUCAGACACACUCGCUUCCUGCUCCUCGCACAUCUCCUGCUGUGCGACAGCCUCCAACAGCUCCUCUGGACGAUCAAAGCGGUUCUUAUGAGAUCCAGAGAAGGGAUGUCAAUCACCCAGUGUCUGAUCUUCUCUGCGGCUUACCAGGCCUGCUCAUUGGUGGACUUCUUGCUGAGCACUGCCAUGGCUGUGGACCGAUUUGUCGCUGUCAAGUGGCCUCUGCGCUAUGAACUGCUGACCCGUACACGGAGGAAGCGAGCAGCUGUUACAGCCAUAUGGACCGUAUCGUUUGUGGUCUUCGCUGUGGCUUUGGGUAUCAGCCUCAGCAACAUCAAGGUGAAUUAUUCCUUUCAGCGCUGUCGCCCUCUCGUCCUCAUGCCCUGCCUGUCAGAGACGUCGGCCGCGCUGCUCUGCUGCACCUUGGGCAGCGCUGUGGUGCUGCCUCUCUGCUCCCUGACCAUCCUGGGAUGCUUCUGCCUGCUCUGCAGGGACAUGCACGCCGGGCUGCUCUGCUCCAAGAGAGCGUGGGUGACACUGAGCCUCCAGGCUGUUCAGACUCUUCUCUUUUCAGUUCCUGUGAUCAUGGAAGGCUACCUGAUCCCUGCACACCUGCACAGUGAUGCUGUGGAUAUAGCAUCAACCAUCACCUACAACCUGGGGGUGUCCCUCAUCCCUCUGGUCUACGGGUAUCGCUCACGGGAGCUGCAGCAGCGGAUACGACAGGCUGCACACAUGUGCAACGUCCCCAACUUAACUUAGACAUAACAUCUGAUUUGAAAGACUUCACGGUUUUUACCUGCAGCGCCUGAAUAAGAGCAGUUUAUUCCUUUUCGGCACAGGGGAUCUUUCCACGAUCACUGCAUCACGAUUUGAAUUUACUCAGUUUGAAGAGCUGGUACCAAUAUGAGGUCACAGCAUGUUCCUGUGCUGCUUUUGCAUCUCAAAGACAAACAACACGCGUUGUAUUUACUCCAGUAGAAUGAUAUCAAGCUUCUGUGAUAAGAAAAGGAAACUGAGAUAAAAACCCAAGCUGUUCAAAUAUUGAUAACCACUGCAAACGUUAAGGACUUUAUGAUAGAACCAAAAUAAAUAAAGGAUAAACCCAAACACUCGCAAAGCUGAUUCAUGGUCAUAAUGUCUUCAACUCCAUGAUCGUAAAAUGGCUUACUCUUACACGAUUAGU
Molecule: messenger RNA, 1505 nt
Organism: Pleuronectes platessa (European plaice)
Lineage: Eukaryota; Metazoa; Chordata; Actinopteri; Pleuronectiformes; Pleuronectidae
Product: olfactory receptor 11A1
Exons: 3
Coding region: 164-1081 (305 amino acids)
Biological process (GO): G protein-coupled receptor signaling pathway
Cellular component (GO): membrane
Molecular function (GO): G protein-coupled receptor activity
Source: RefSeq, a predicted model, not a curated record